AUGUCCAACCCAGCAUCGACACUUGCGCCGUCUCCUGUCGCCGGCCCACGCCUGUCCAACGAACGCUCCAAGGAAGAACUGGAACUCGCCGAACGCUUGAUCGAACACUCACAAGGCAUCCAGCAUGCGCCGCCGAUAGUCGAUCGUCGCACCACUCCGUCGACAGCAGACGGCGGCAGCAGAAGCGGUGGUGAUGUUGAACGCCAGUCCGACGACGGCGGCAGCGAGACGAGUCUCUCGGCGCAACAACAACAGCUCACUCCACAACACUCGCAUCACCAGCAACAACAGAAUCUGCAACUGCCAUCCAUCCACGAACUCACAUGGGUCAAACAAAGGAAACCCUUCAACACGGGCAUGGGUGGAGCGGGUCAAGUGUGCAGUAACUGCGGUACAACGAGAACACCACUAUGGCGACGCUCUCCAGCUGGCGACACGAUAUGCAACGCCUGCGGACUCUACCUCAAGGCUCGAAAUCAAAUGCGACCCGUUAACCUAAAACGUGGAGCCCAAGCAUCGCCAGCCAGCCAACAGCAGCAACAAGACCAACAGACGACUGCCUCGGGCAACAGAAAGAGCUCAUCGCCCUCGGCAUCAGCCAAACAGCUUGGAGGAGCUACCUAUGUCACCGAUACGACGUCGAAUGGUACAUGCCCUGGUGGAGGUCGUUGCAACGGUACCGGAGGCCACGAUGGAUGCAAUGGAUGCCCGGCUUACAACAACCGGGUCAGCAAGACGGCGCAGAUUGCUCUGGCACAAGCAAACGACAGCCGGGCACCAGGCCAACCCCAAGGCCAACACGCAGCUAGCCAGAGCCCGUACCCUCAGGCACAGAACAGCCCCGGACCCAGCCAAGCGCCGGCGGCCAACGUCACGGUGGCCUGCCAGAAUUGCGGUACGACAAUUACGCCAUUGUGGAGACGCGACGACAACGGACACACAAUCUGCAAUGCUUGCGGUCUCUACUACAAGCUCCACGGUGUCCACCGCCCCUCUGGCAUGAAGAAGUCGGAGAUCAAGCGUCGCCGCAGAGUCAUGCCUGCUACUAGCGACCAGCACCUCGCUCCUUUCUCCGUCAACAACACACAACCAAUCUCGCCUCCUCCAGAGCCUGCUGCCCCCAGAUCCGUACCUCCCUUCUAUCCCCAGUCGCAACAUCAACAACAACACCAGCACGCCGACCACUCGCACUCCCAUCAAAUCGUUCCUCCUCAUUCUUCCUUCGAGCCCGCUCGUCUUCCCCGCGCGCCUAUCGCUGUCGACUUUACGCAUUUCGGCAAGCCUUUACGUCCGACAUCGGCCGAACAGCCCGAACCCGCACAGCCUUCAAAUCCACCAGUCUCACGUAAACGAUCCUUCUCGAUCAGCAAUACCUCGGACCAGGCGCGUCAACCUCUUUCGCCAGCAUAUCCUCGCAGCGAUCGUAGUCACAGAAGCGAAGCCGAGAACAUAGACCCUUCGCUCUCUUCCGGUCCUCCUGUAUCUGGAUCUACUACUAUGGUUCAAGAAUACAAAGCUCCACUGGCUGUGAUGAAUGCCGAAGACUUUUCGCCAGCUGGCCAAUCAUCGCGACGGGAUAAAAGAGCGCGAUUGGAACAAGAGAUGGCCAUGAUGAGGGAAGCGCUUCUAGCCAAAGAACGAGAGAUGGCUGAGUUGAGCGACUAA
Molecule: messenger RNA, 1665 nt
Organism: Aureobasidium namibiae CBS 147.97
Lineage: Eukaryota; Fungi; Ascomycota; Dothideomycetes; Dothideales; Saccotheciaceae
Exons: 3
Coding region: 1-1665 (554 amino acids)
Biological process (GO): negative regulation of transcription by RNA polymerase II; positive regulation of transcription by RNA polymerase II
Molecular function (GO): DNA-binding transcription factor activity, RNA polymerase II-specific; zinc ion binding; RNA polymerase II cis-regulatory region sequence-specific DNA binding
Source: RefSeq, a predicted model, not a curated record